CCUCUGAGGCCGCCGUACUAGGCGAAGGCAGUCGGAGGUGGCGGGAUAUAUUUUGCUACAUGUGAAGCACGCUAAACUGAACAACAUCACAACAACAAAACACGACAGCAGUGAGACCUAAUGGAUUGCAUCAACGCCAAAUACAUCUCACAGAAAAUCAGUAAGACGCGAUGGCGGCCUGUUUCUUCGGCUUCUUUGCAGCAGCCUGACGUUUUCGCCACAGGAUCCUGGGACAACGAGAAUAACAAAGUGUCGAUCUGGUCGGUGGGAGAUCAUGGAGUCUCAAACAUAGAUGGAGAGUUUGAUGAAGAGCCUCAGUUACUGUGUGACUCCCAGCAUGAAGGGGAUGUAUUGGACCUACAGUUUCUAGAUCAAGACAGGCUCGUUUCGGCAUCAUCAAGUGGGGCUGUGACGAUUUUUAAGCUUCAGACUGACUGUCAGGCUCUGUCAUUGGCUCAUGUAUGGGAGAGAGCUCAUAAAUACUCCUGUGAUAAUGCGCCCUGCACUGCAAUAGUGUGCAGAAGCCCUGAAAUAGUGUCAGUGGGUGAGGACGGUCGAGUUAUUCUUUACAAAGCAGAUCAGACUGAAGUUGUACGUGUUAUUGAAAAUGCAGAUAGCAGUACGAUUCAUGCCGUGACGUUUCUAAGGACGACUGAAGUACUCACUGUUAACUCCAUCGGUCAACUGAAGAUGUGGGACUUCAGACAGCAGAGCGACAGUCCUGCACAAAUUCUCUCUCUCACCGGGGACAGAGUGCCCUUGCACUGUGUGGAUAAACACCCAAACCAGCAGCACAUAGUGGCCACAGGAGGGCAGGAUGGGAUGCUAUGUAUCUGGGAUGUGAGACAGGGCAAUACACCCUUCUCUCUCAUAGAGGCCCAUUCAGCAGAAAUGUGGGAAGUACAUUUUCAUCCAUCCAACCCCAAUCACUUGUUUACAUGCUCAGAGGAUGGAUCUCUGCUACACUGGGAGACGACUUCAGGAUCAGACAUGAGCACACUCCUACAGAGGGGCUGGAACAGCAGAGUCAUCUCGCAUAGUGCCGUUCCGCAGGCAGGGGAGAAUGACUCUGUGGUCAGUGCCUGGCUUGCUGGGGACUCCAGCAAAAGUAGACUGGAGGCGACUCAUAUUCUGCCCAGCCAAACACUGUCUGUCAACAGUCUUGAUGUGCUUGAGCAGUGUUUAGUAUGUGGGACUGAUGGGGAGGCUGUGUACAUCCACAGACAAGUUCCUGUUUAAUUACUCACCUAAAACGUAUCAAAGAGACUGCUUGGAAUAUUUUUAUAUAUUACAUUUCUUUAUUCAAUUGAUUAAAACUAAACAAUUAAAAUUGCAGUGUGUACAGUAUUUCUGUUUCAUUAAAGUUCUGUUGAGUUACUUAA
Messenger RNA from Ctenopharyngodon idella (grass carp), 1382 nucleotides. It is a transcript of the gene nup43, whose product is annotated as nucleoporin 43. Bases 121 to 1239 code for a protein of 372 amino acids. The transcript has 8 exons. Gene Ontology annotation, molecular function: protein binding. Gene Ontology annotation, cellular component: nuclear pore outer ring. Lineage: Eukaryota; Metazoa; Chordata; Actinopteri; Cypriniformes; Xenocyprididae. The record is from RefSeq and is a predicted model, not a curated record.